Melanotaenia boesemani (Boeseman's rainbowfish) is the source of this 5601-nucleotide messenger RNA. It is a transcript of the gene fmn2b, whose product is annotated as formin 2b. Gene Ontology annotation, biological process: intracellular transport; actin nucleation. NCBI's taxonomy places the organism in Eukaryota, Metazoa, Chordata, Actinopteri, Atheriniformes, Melanotaeniidae. The transcript is spliced from 19 exons. The record is from RefSeq and is a predicted model, not a curated record. Gene Ontology annotation, molecular function: microtubule binding. Gene Ontology annotation, cellular component: endoplasmic reticulum membrane; cytoplasm; nucleus. The coding region runs from base 413 to 4846 and encodes 1477 amino acids.
CAGUAAUAAGCCAUUGGAGGAGGGUGUUACACUCCAUAAACCAGCACGAUCAUUAUUCCUCACAGGAUGUGGAUUUGUCUCCAUCCCGGUUGCUCUCCAGCUCUCCCAAUCUGCACACAGUGCUUGCAUCACCCUUUCAGCAGACUGAAGGAGGAGUAUGGGGGAGGGUAAGAGAGAGAGAGUAGGAGGGUUCUGGAUGUCUCUCCAGCAUCAGUGUCAACAUCACUGCCUUCGUCACCGGAAAACAAGUCCGACUGUCGCACAGCACAGCCUGGGAAAAAAGGAAGAAAUAAACCAUCAUCAGUAAGCUCUGCCUCCACCACUAGGAACAAAAAUCUCCCCCGGAAAAGAAGAGCUCUCCCAGGCAUGAUCUGAGAGGAAAGGAGGCGGCCAUUGCUCCAUCUCCUUCAUCAUGGGGAAUCAGGAGGCAAAGCAGAAGAAAGCUGCUGCAGCAUCAGGUAACGGGAGCUACCCUUCACUGACUGAAGGUUGGAGAGAGGGAGGCGGGGAUGUGUCCAAAAAAGAGGGUAAGAAAGUCCACGGUAAGCAUGGAGGUAAAGGAGCAGGCAGUGGAGGAGGGGUAGGUGUGCAUAGCACAGGACCAUGCAGAAAGAAAAACAAGCAUGAGUCCAAGUCCUCUGUUUUUUCCAUCCGGAAGAGAAAGAGCAAUUUGAAAGGGAAAGGAGACACCUGCUCAUCAGUGACGGGCUCCAAGGAAGACGUUUUAUCAUCUCAGCUUGAAGACACAGACACAAAAACCCAGAACCUGUCUGCAGAUGAGUUGGGACUGUCGGACACGGAGGCAGCUUUUCCCAACAGGAGGAAGACACAAGGUGACGGGGAUGGAGGUGGAGAAGGACAGAUGCAGGUGGUGCAGCGGAAAGCCUCGACAGCAGCGACUUCCCCCACGGAAGACGGAGGGCCAAAGGGAGGCAGCUCUGGGUCGGACACAGACAUCUACAGUUUCCAUUCUGCUGCUGACCAUGAGGAUCUGCUUGCUGAUAUCCAGCUCGCUAUCAGGCUCCAGCAUCAGCAGCAGAAUGGGGGGGUUAACCCAGUGGUGGAGGCACCAGCAGCAGGAGGAGGGAAUCUGAGCUGGGGGGCCGAAGAGGGGAGGAAAAAGCAGAGUAACGGGUUCAUGCAAGCAACUACCCCUGAGAAGCUUGAGCUAACCCCGGAAUUAGAGCUGGGAUCUGACGCCCUGUCGUUCCUGGAGACGGGAACACCAUGUGAAUCCGUCACAGGCCGGGAACCGCCCCCAGAGCCACAUCUCCCCUUCUAUAAAGAAGGGCAGGAGGAGGUGGGGCUUCUGGACAGAGAAACCUCUCUUUGUUUUGCCACAGGCACAAAAGACCAGCAUGCUUUGCUGCAGCUGCACCAGCUCACAGACAUCUCCAUGGCAACUACAGGGGGGCUAGCUGUAAGCCCCAUCACCAUGGCAACCUGUGGUAACAGCUCCCCCGAAGUUAAAUCUAAAAGUCCGGGAGAAAGUCUGUGUGGGGUUGAAACCCUGCAGAAAGAAGAUCUGAAUCCUGUGGAUGGUGCUGAUCUACCCCCCCCAGACAGUACCAGUAAAAGUCCUGAACCUACAGACUGGCUGAGCUCAGGGACGGUGUGUGAGGAUGAUAAGGGACAGUUAGGGCCUGGGAUCAAUGCCGAGUCCCGAGAGGACUGUCUGAGUGCUGGACCUGAACCCAGCUCUGCUGUCUGCACCAGUGCUUCCCCCCCAGACCAGAUUUGCAGGGUGAACAGCAUCUGCUCCACCACGCUGCCCCCCCACGAGAGCCCUAAUCUGGCCAAACAACUCCUCAGGUCUACACACUCCUCCAGCCAUGUGGUGAAACCUUAUCCACCCAUCCUCCCCUCCUACAUCAAGACCACUACCAGACAGCUGAGCUCCCCGGGACACUCCCCAGCCCUGUCUCCAUCCCAUAGCCCCCUGUCUCCACGCAGAGCCCACCAUCACCUGCACAGGACUCCGGCUGAGGGUCCUCAGGCCCACAGGCAGCGCUCUCGGAGCCUCGCUGACUCUCUGAGUCGCUCAGCUGACUGGACGGAGGAGCUGGAGAGGAGGCUGAGGAGCAGAGAGGAGGAUGGAGGAGGUUCGGGAGAAUACCUGCUGGACUCCAGAGGAGGAGGUAGUCAGCCCAUCUGUGCUACCAGAAGAUCCUCCUGUGGACAGGCCUCUCUUUGUGGGUUUCAGGAUGUCUUUUCAGGUCGAACUCUUCUAGAGAAGCUGUUCCUGCAGCAGAAGGAGCAGGAGGAGCCAGAAGAGGCGGAGAGGCUCUGCUCCAGGAUCUUGGCCAUGGGCCUCCUGCUGCCUUUUACAGACUGUUUCAGGGAGCAGUUAGGAGGCAGCACAGCUCAAAUUACCUCCACUACAGCAACCAAAUUUGAUCAUGACCAGCUGUAUACCUGGGCAGCUGUCAACCAGCCACCACACUCCCUGGAUCCUCUGGAGGGGAAACUACUCAGUCACUUGAAAGGACAGUGGUCUACAACCAGGCCUGGUGGAGAAAAUCAAACUGGACUUAAAUCCACAGAGACAGAACAACAGGCAGUCAUCCUGGAUUUAAGGGAAGAGAAGGAGGAGAGGUCAGAGCAGAAGGAAUGUGUUGUCUCCUCCACAAAACUGAAGGAGAAACAUGUUAAUGUCAUCCAGCAGCUGGAACAAACCAUAGAAGACCUCAGGACUAAGAUCGCCGAGCUGGAGCGACAUUCCCCCCUGCUGGAUGGUCUGAAGCCCACCACCUGCACUAUAGACCGGGAGUGUGGAGGAGAUGAGGAGCUGCUGAGGGCGCUGUGUGAUGCUCAUUUGCAGACUGAAGCAGCAUCCUCUCUAGGUUGCUGGGAGGCCAAGUCGGUGCAGACAUCCCCCAUGGAGAGCAGCUUUAAGUUCAAAGUGCCUUGCAGUGACCCGGGAGGGGUUCUGCAGCCCCUACCAAGGCAGGAGGGCUUCCAAUGUUCCUGUAAGCUGCAGCCUCCUCCUCCUCCACCGCUUCCAGGAGGAGCUGCAUCUCGUCAUUUAGGGCAUACUACAGUACCUCCUCCUCCUCCUCUCCCUCCUCCUCUUCCUUUACCUGGUGCCUCAGUGCCGACUUCUCCACCACCACUACCUCCUCCACCACCUCUUCCACCACCUGGUUCAACAGCUCCUCCUCCACUACCUGGUUGUUUGGUGCCACCGCCACCACCGUCUUUUCUUCCCGAUGGCAUUGCUCCUCCACCUCCACCUCCUCCACCUCCUCCUCCUCCACUACCUGGUGGUUUGGCUCCACCUCCACCACCAUCUCCUCUUCCCGAUGGCAUUGCUCCUCCACCCCCUCCUCCUCCUCCUCCUCCACUACCUGGUGGUUUGGCUCCACCUCCUCCUCCUCCUCCUCCUCCUCCUCCUCCAGGCUGUGGGCCUCCUCCUCCACAAGGAGCAUUUUGUGUUUCUCCUCCUCUUCCAGGAGCACUGGGUUGUCUGCCUCCUCCUCUUCCACUGGGUCUCUAUGCUCUGAGUCUAAGUCAUGAGAAACCCCCCAGGAAAGCUGUGGUGGAGCCUCCCAGACCCAUGAAGCCCCUCUACUGGACCAGGAUCCAGCUGCACAGCAAAAAGGAGUCCUCAUCGCUGGUGUGGGAGACUAUUGAGGAGCCCGACGUGGACUUUAAUGAGUUUGUGGAGUUAUUCUCUAAAACAGCUGUGAAGGAGAAGAAGCAACCACUCUCUGACACCAUAACCAAGUCCAAGGCUAAACAGGUUGCAAAGCUCCUGAACAACAAGCGUUCUCAGGCUGUAGGAAUCCUCAUGUCCUCGCUGCACCUCGACAUGAAAGACAUCCAGCAUGCCGUCUUGAACCUGGACAACACUGUGGUGGACCUGGAGACCCUUCAGGCGCUGUAUGAAAAUAGGGCCCAACAGGAGGAGCUGGACAAGAUUGAAAAGCACAUGAAGACUUCUAAGGACAAAGAGAAUGCCAAACCUCUGGACAAACCUGAACAGUUUCUCUACCAGCUCUCCCUGAUCCCAAACUUUUCUGGAAGAGUCUUCUGCGCCCUGUUUCAGUCCAGCUUCUCUGAGUGUGUGUCAUCUAUCACCAGGAAACUAGACACACUGCAGAGGGUGUCCAAGGCCUUGCAGGACUCUGUGACAGUGAAGGAGAUUCUAGGUCUGGUCCUCGCAUUUGGGAAUUUCAUGAAUGGUGGAAAUCGAACCAGAGGUCAAGCGGAUGGCUUCACCCUUGACAUUCUACCCAAACUCAAAGAUGUCAAGAGCAGUGACAGUGUAAAAAGCCUUCUGUCUUACAUCGUUGCCUACUACCUCAAAAACUUUGAUGAGGAUGCUGGUAAAGAGACGAGUGUAUAUCCUCUCCCUGAGCCUCAUGACCUGUUCCAGGCUUCACAGAUGAAGUUUGAAGAUUUUCAGAAGGAUCUGACUCGACUCCGGAAGGAUCUGAGAGCGUGCACAUCAGAAGUGGAAAAGGUGUGCAAAGUCUCAGAUGAGGACAACUUGCAGCCUUUCAAAGACAAGAUGGAGGACUUCCUUGCGCAUGCCAAGAGUGAGCUGGAGACCCUGGAUGCCGACCUCAGCAGCACUCACAAACUGUUCUCCGAGCUCACGCUGUUCUUUUCAGUGAAGCCCAAAGCCGGAGAGAAGGAGGUUUCACUAAACACCUUCUUUUCUAUAUGGCACGAGUUCUCCUCUGAUUUCAAGGAUCAGUGGAAAAAAGAGAACAAAGCUAUUCUUAAGGAGAGGUUGAAGGCAGCAGAGGAGUCUUUCCGUCAGGCCAAAGAGAAAGCUUCCUACAGUGUCAAACCCAAACACGCUUCUGGCAUCAAAGCCAAGCUCGGCAUGAAGAUGUAACUCAGUGGACUCGGCAAGUUUGUUUGCCUAAAUCUGGUCACCAGCAAUGAUCCGAAGACGGGAAAGGUCAGAGGUCAAGGACCACCAACCUGAGAAGGACCUGAAUGUGAGGCUGAGCCACUCUGGACGCUACAUCAUUCUUUUCUUGGUUUGCUUUGAUCACAUUCAACUGUUGCCUUACACAAUGUUUGAAUCUAAUACAGUCAUGGUCCUGCUCAGCACAGUAACACUUCUGAUAUCCACAUCCAGCCAGCCUGGACGUCGGCUCUGCCGGGAUUAAUAUUAUCAUGAUACAGUCUAAUGAAACAUGGAAAAGGACGUGUGCAGCGUGAGGAGCAAUAAAGCUGUUAAACAGCUGAAAUGAAAGUGGAUUUUCUGGGACAUUCAGUAGCACAACUGCUUCAGGUUUUGCACAUUUUCUGUUGCUGUAGAAGUAAUUCCUCAACAAUGAAGGUUUUCUCUUUCCUGGGCAUCAUAUUUACAUUCAGUCCUUUAGCUUACACUCCAAAGUGACUUACAACAGGGGGCAGCUUUCAAGCUCCAGCACAGUCCAGGGCAGAAGUGUUGGGUUGUUAGAAGAAGAGAUGAGCCUUCAGAAGAGUGUUGAAGGCUUGUUCCACCAUCAUGUGCAUGAAAGCUACAUGGAUUGCAGAUGUAAGUGCAGAUAUUUAGGAGACAGUUUGGUCCAGAUUUGACCAUUUCAGUUGUUGCUGGAAAAAAUCCUCCCAUGGCUGAAAAUGAGGGAAGGUGGUGGU